Molecule: messenger RNA, 1215 nt
Organism: Gryllus bimaculatus (two-spotted cricket)
Lineage: Eukaryota; Metazoa; Arthropoda; Insecta; Orthoptera; Gryllidae
Source: the annotation of a GenBank genome assembly
AUGGCUCUUGGCGAGCGGCGGUACUUUGCCUGCCCUACGGCGAGAGAGCAUUUACGACUUACUCAGGAUAUAUUCUCUUCAAAGAACGCGCCUCGAAACGAGAUCGCGGGCGAAAUCAGGCCUGACACGGCGACUGCUGACUGUCCGUGCCUGCCUCUGCUGCGAAGGACCUGGGGACGGCCAUCUCAUCUCUCCCAGUCCCGAGCUGGAAGGCCCGGCGCCGAAAGGCCCAGCAGCCCAGAGCGGGUGUUAGAGAAAGCAAAGUAAAGCAAGUAAAUUCUCAAAGAGGUCUUACGCUUUUCCUGGCACGACCUUCUUGGAGCCUAACGAAGUCGCCGGAGUUCGCAGGGCGUAGGAAGCAGCAGCCAUGUUGACAGCUCCUUUGCAGCAACGAGGCGGACCACGAGGGGUGUCAAGCUGGAACAGCCAUGUUAAUUAUUUGCCACAAUUGCCAAUUUAUUGCCACGUCUUUGCGUUGAGAAAGGGCGUGUGAGCUGAGCUGACCCGACACCAGUACGCAACUUGCAUUAGAAUCGUAGUGUGGCGGAAAUUGUAUAAUAAUUUAUUGCAAAUUAAUUACAUUUUAGAUUUGUCAAUUUAUUGAGACAAUUUAGAAUUGCAACGUAUUUUCUUCGAGAAAACGAAACAGAUGUUCUCAAAAAUGACUGCAAAUAUUUUUUGAAAUGUUUACUGAAUUUAAGGGUGAUAAUAUUAUGGCACAGGUUCAGUUUUCCUUAAAACCUCUGGACAUUUUGAAAAGUUCAAAUUUUUUCGACACUGUAUAACACCUAUAUUAAUAAAGUUACCGGUUUUGCCUUUAUACAAUUUAACUCUCUAUCUAUAUCUUUAAAUAAUUCCAUGUACGCUUCUUCCAAAUAAUAGGAGUUUUCGCUUAAUUUAUUAAUUCACAAAAUUAAAGAUACUUCUUAAUGGUUAAUAAAAUGCAGUUACAGUAUGUCUUUAUCACCCUAGGAUGUUAAAAAAAUGUUUUAUCCACUCUCGUACGCGCAUGCUGUACGCCACGAGUUUGUACUGAGGAAGGACCCACGGCGUCACGCGCACGCCCCCCUCUUGCGACAGCCGCGACCCCCCUGACCCACUUAAACAAUUCAUGGCACCCCGACGGCCAGAGGGAAGGGUGAGUUGCUAGGCGCUCCGCUGCGACCCCGUCCGGAACGCUUUCGCGACGCUUGUCCCCGAUACCGGGGAAGUACA